Messenger RNA from Castor canadensis (American beaver), 606 nucleotides. The record is from RefSeq and is a predicted model, not a curated record. NCBI's taxonomy places the organism in Eukaryota, Metazoa, Chordata, Mammalia, Rodentia, Castoridae.
GAGGUGACGACAUGGGGCUCAAGCUGUCCUGUCUAAAAGGCUUUAAGAUGUGCGUCAGUGCCAGCAGUAGCCAUGACGAAGCCCCAGUCCUAAAUGACAAGCACCUGGAUGUACCCAACAUCAUCAUCACACCCCCGACCCCCACAGGCACCAUUCUGCCUAGGGACUCCCGGCGAACAGUCUGGCUGGAUGAGACGGGGAAUGGCUUGGAUGAUGGAGAGAUGGACCCUGAAGCCUGAGGAGUCGUCUUGUCAUGGCUGCCUGGGCAGCUGUGCUGAGCAGCUGAAUGGUGACCUGGACCAAGAUAGGGGUGGCAGGAUGAGCAGGGCAUGUUUUCAAGUGGACCAGACAUCCAACGCCUCCAUGUUCUUACCUUGGCAUGGCAAAGGGGAGGAGACUCUGUCCUGCAGUCACUGUGAUGGCAUGGAGUGCCAGGGAGAUAACCAUCUUCCAAACAGACCCACGCUCCCAGAACCCUGGCCCCCAAGGUCAUGGCACACAAGAACUUCUUGCCAGAGGAGUGACUCCAUUUUUUACAAGUUGUUUCACAGAUACCAAGACAGCCCCAAACGUGAUUUAUAAUUUCCUCUUUUGCAUUAUAAAUAA